AUGGUCGUGGCAAUUAAACUUGAAGAAGAUCAGCUACCAACGUUGAGAAGGUUGGAUGCUAGAGACGAAAGGAAGCUAAGCGACUCAGCGUUGGCAUCGGAUGCAGAGGUCUUCGGCGAUAAUCCGAAUCGAGAAAAGGCCAUUACCAAGGCAAUGGGAUGCUAUCCUGUUAUCAGAGAAGUGAUUUCUUACAUUGACCUGAACAGUCUCGACGCUCUCUCCUCUACAUGUCGUCAAGUGAGGGUUAAUCUCCUUCAAUAUCGCAAACAACUUAUCAAAUCCACCCUUCGCUGUGAAAAUGAGGUUGUGAUCUCCUGCAUCGAGCAUAGAUAUCACAACUAUCUUAUCGAGAGAGAAAAUAAUUCGCGGAAUCAAGGAGUGGGCAGAUGUGCCCGAGACUUUGUUGAUCAUUGUCGCCGUUGUGAUCGAGUCGUGUGCAGAAAUUGUGUGAUCAAGCCCCCUUCAUCAGCUCUACUACGCUGUCGACACCGUCGCAUGUGCUUAAUGUGUUCCCAGAUUGAUCUAUCUUCUCUGGUCAAUUCAAGGUCGGCCUCAUUCGGCCCGACUCUGUCGUAUAUCUGGCACCCAACAGUCAACCAAAGUGGUAAUUUCUCAAAGACUUACUUUUGUAGUUGUGUCAGUGAUCGAAUCUGGCUUUGCAAAGCUUGUGGCCGAUCAGUCUGCAGCGCCGAUCAAGAUUACGAGCGAAUUUGGAAAUGGUGCACUAGAUACCUUCCAUCGCUAGGGGCUAUAAACAAUAGUAUCGGGGAUGGAGGAUGUGGUGUUCCUUGUGGACUUGGUGAAAAUUGUGCGAAGGCAAGAGAAGUUGAAAUGGAAAUAGACUGCGAUGCAGAAGAUGCCAGAGAGAACAACCUUGACUACAUCUCAGGGAGAAACACUAGUCGUCGGUGCAGUGGUGGAAGCAGCCAGGUUGGACCUGGUUACAAAAGACAUGAAAUAGAAGGCAUUGGAGGCGUUAUGAAAAAGAAAUUAGUAAAGAUUGUAAGAGUUGGUGCUUCUGUCUCCGAGUGGAGGGAUGAUUCAGUUGUCGACAACUUCCUAGCAAAAGAACGAGACGGGAGUGCUCGAAGUUGGUGUGCUUGGUGUCGAAAGAUAAUUCCAAGCAUCGCUGAUCGAAAUCUUCAGCUCUCAACUCAGGAUUAA
This is a messenger RNA of Blumeria graminis f. sp. triticale, 1164 nucleotides long. Lineage: Eukaryota; Fungi; Ascomycota; Leotiomycetes; Helotiales; Erysiphaceae. The record is from the annotation of a GenBank genome assembly.